UUACCAUUAACCCCUGGGUUCAACACCUGAACGACUAGCCCAGUUUCUUGGUGCUCCUCCAUGACGAGCUCGUCCUCGUCUCAUUCAGCAAUUUGCUCGCACCUCAACAAGCAACAGCACCACCGAUCAAAUAUGUAUCCCCCGUCGUCGCCGUCUCGCAUGGUCCUGGUCCUCUGUGGCUACUUUCAUCGGGUUUCGACGAAAUGAGGCGUGAUUCUCGUCCGGCUGUAGAAUUGUUGAGUUCAAUCUUCGGGAAACUCUAUCCGAAGGACGAGAAUUUGCCCAAGCGGAUCCUCUUUGUCUCGGCACACUUCGAGUCCAACAGCUACGGAUUCGAGAUCGCCCACCCAGACAUGGUCUACGACUACUGCGGCUUCCCUACGAUAUCGUAUACCCUGCUAAGGGAACAGCUCGAGAACAACAAGAUCAAAGCUAAGCUCGUGUACCGCGGGUACGACCACGGCGUAUUCGUGCCGAUGAAGCUGAUUCUUCCCCAAGCAGACAUCCCAAUCGUCACCAUGUCGAUCAACUCGUACUUAACCAACCAAGAUCACUUCAAUCUGGGCAAGACAGUGACCUCGUUUCGUGAUGAAGACACCUUGAUUCCGUGCUCUGGCCAAUCAACCCACAAUUUGCGAGGUCUCCACUAG
Molecule: messenger RNA, 650 nt
Organism: Phytophthora infestans T30-4
Lineage: Eukaryota; Oomycota; Peronosporomycetes; Peronosporales; Peronosporaceae
Exons: 2
Coding region: 204-650 (148 amino acids)
Molecular function (GO): ferrous iron binding; zinc ion binding; oxidoreductase activity, acting on single donors with incorporation of molecular oxygen
Source: RefSeq, a predicted model, not a curated record